Messenger RNA from Blastocystis hominis, 303 nucleotides. RefSeq lists its product as hypothetical. The transcript has 2 exons. The record is from RefSeq and is a predicted model, not a curated record. Bases 45 to 296 code for a protein of 83 amino acids. NCBI's taxonomy places the organism in Eukaryota, Bigyra, Opalinata, Blastocystidae.
AUCCAAUAGAAUCUGCGAAGAACGCAGGAGCUGAGCCGGCUACGAUGGUUGGUGGAGCUCGAACAAAACCAGGAAAUCAUGUUGACUUACAAAAGAAAGGCGCGCCUGAAUCAAAGUCCCUUCUCAUGGGUAAUCAAAAUGCAGCAGAUGCUAUUAUUAUGAACCAGAAUGUCGUUGAUGCUGAUGAAAGGCGAGAACGUCGCGAGAUUGCGAAUCACGCCAUGAACAAGCCAUCUCCUAAAUUGCAACCUUCUCAUAACAAUACUGCUCAAAAUAUGCGCAUUAUUCAGCCUUAAGCUAUGU